This is a messenger RNA of Bicyclus anynana (squinting bush brown), 2641 nucleotides long. It is a transcript of the gene cdi, whose product is annotated as dual specificity testis-specific protein kinase 1. Gene Ontology annotation, biological process: actin cytoskeleton organization; protein phosphorylation. Gene Ontology annotation, cellular component: cytoplasm; nucleus. The record is from RefSeq and is a predicted model, not a curated record. The transcript has 7 exons. The coding region runs from base 380 to 2494 and encodes 704 amino acids. Gene Ontology annotation, molecular function: peroxidase activity; protein serine/threonine kinase activity; ATP binding. NCBI's taxonomy places the organism in Eukaryota, Metazoa, Arthropoda, Insecta, Lepidoptera, Nymphalidae.
ACGUCAAUUGCAGAUUGAAGUGGCACUGGCAAUGCUUGCUUGCUUGCUUACUUUCUGCUUUCGUUGCUUUGCUUGUACGCGCGUCAGUCAAUGGCCCGUUCAGUGAAAUAAUACAAACACAAUAACAUACGAACUAUAAGUCAAUAAACUCCAGCAUAAAGUUAAGGAACUGAAACCCAGCAAAACUGAUGCUUCGGAGAUAUGUGAAAGUGACAUUCGCGUAAAAUCGAAUCCUUUUUUUGUGAGAAUAACAAUGUUUCGCAUAGUUUCGAGUGCCGCCACAUGAGUAUUUACUAUGGGAUUCGUGUGUGAGACUUACGUCCACUAUGUUCGAAGCGGGCUAACCGUGGUAAACUUUAGUUCGUGAUCAACAGUUAGAAUGCAAGACGAGUGUACAGAACUGAAGAGGAACUUCGAGCGGAGGCCUACCAAAGUGUUAAAGAUAGCGGAGAGCUUCACGAACUUGGACGAGACUGCUAAGGCAGGCCGUUACGUGCGUGGCCCGAACUCGCGGGUGGGCAGGAAGUUUCAGGAAAAUGGGGUGCGAGGCAAACGCGCGUGUUGUGAUGAUAAUUGUGCGGAGUCAAGUGUUAGUGAUGGUGAGAAAGUAGGUGACCGCCAGGUGACCGGGUCCUCAUGUACAGCGCUGAGGACCGCCGUCGCCGCGCUCUACCCCUUCGACGACUUCAUCCUCGAGAAAAUCGGGACCGGGUUCUUCUCGGAAGUUUUUAAAGUGACACACAAAACGUCGGGCAAGGUGAUGGUCCUGAAGAUGAACCAGCAGCGCGCCAACCGGCCCAACAUGCUGCGGGAGGUGCAGCUCAUGAACAAACUGAAGCAUCCCAACAUACUGGGAUUCAUGGGCGUGUGCGUGCACGAGGGGCAGCUGCACGCGCUCACGGAGUACAUGGAGGGCGGCUCGCUGGAGCAGCUGAUCCUCAGCCGGCCGCCCGAGCCGCUGCCGCAGCCGCUGCGCAUAGCCCUGGCCGCCGACGUGGCCGAGGGCAUGAAGUACCUGCACUCCUUGGGGGUCUUCCAUAGAGAUCUUACUACUAAGAAUGUACUAUUGAGGAAGCGACCAGAUGGCGAGUACACCGCCAUUGUCGCGGAUUUCGGUUUGGCCGCCAAAAUUCCACAUUCUAUCAACGGCUACCGGCUGCCCAGCGUCGGCUCGCCGUGGUGGAUGUCGCCGGAGUGCCUGCGCGGGCGCUGGUACGACCACCGCUCCGACAUCUUCUCGUACGGCAUCAUCCUGUGCCAGCUCAUCGCGCGUGUCGACGCCGACCCCGACGUGCUGCCGCGCACGGACAACUUCGGCCUCAACUACAUGGCCUUCGUGGAGCUGUGCGACGAGGACACCGUGCCCGACUUCCUGCGCCUCGCCUUCCAUUGCUGCAUCUAUGAAGCCAAAGCGCGGCCGCUAUUCACGGAAAUAGUGAGCAAACUCGCCGAGGUGAAGGAGGGCCUCGACGACGCCGCGUGGGAGUGCCUCACGCCCAACAACUCCUACGACAGCGACUCGGCGGACUCGUCGGGCCCGCGCUCGUGCCCCGGGCCGGCGGCGUGGCGGCGCGCCGGGCGGCUGCGCUCCGAGGGCGGCGCGGGCUGCGCGGGGCGCGAGGCGCGCGCGGCGCACCGGCGCUCGCUGUCCGAGCUGGAGUGGGCGGGGCGCUGCGAGCGGCCGCCGCACCGCUCGGCCGGCGCGCUGGCCGCCCCGCCGCCCGCGCCGCCGCGCCUGGCGCGCUUGCAGCGCUUGGCGCACGUGAUGCUGCUGCGCGACACGCACGCCGCGCCCGCGCCCGCGCGCCGCGCGCUGCACUCGUUCCGCGGCGUGCACAAGAUCCUGGAGCCGGCCGUGGCGCGCAGCUCGUCGGGCGAGCCGCCGCCGCUGUCGCCCGCGCCGGCCGACGAGCCGCGCGCCGCGUCGCUGCCGCCGUCGCCGGCCAUGGCGCGGCGCGACGGCUCGCUGCGGCGGCGCGCGUCGUGCGAGAGCGGCAUCUUCAGCGUGGCGGCGGAGGAGGCGGCGGGCGCGCUGUGCCCGUGCUCGCUGCUGGGCUGCCACCGCUGCUGGUGGCGGCGCGGCGCGGGCGGGCGCGAGCGCUGCGUGCGCGCGUGCGGCGCGUGCCUGCGCGCCUACGACCGGCUGCUGCGGCGCCGCGUGCCCGCCGCGGCCGGCGCGCUGCUGUGCGAGGGAGGCACGGACGAGGCGCACGUGCUGGCGCGCUGCUGCUGCGCGGCGCGCGCGUGCCCGGCGGGCGGCAGCGGCAGCGUGUACACGGACAGCUCGGAGGACGGCGCGUCGCUGGGCUCGGACAGCCUGUACGACGAGCGGCCGCGCGCGCGCUCGGCGCAGAUCGCGCGCAUCGUGGAGUACUUCGAGCGGCGGCCGCGGCCCGGCGGCGAGCGCGCGCGCGACGACCCGUGCGGCGCGCGCCGCCUCAUCUGCGAGGGCGCCGUGCGCUCCAAGCUGCCGCUGUUCGACUCGCGCUCGUAGCGGCGCCGCCCGCCCGACUGAUCACAUACACACACACACAAGUGUUUAUGUGCAAUGGCGAUCUGUAUUUGUGUGACCAUCAGAUAAUAAGUCACCAAUCUUUGAUUUAUUGUUGUCUCUAUAAACUAAGCAAAGUGUCAGAGACUA